This is a messenger RNA of Solea senegalensis (Senegalese sole), 2148 nucleotides long. It is a transcript of the gene spata2l, whose product is annotated as spermatogenesis associated 2-like. The record is from RefSeq and is a predicted model, not a curated record. Gene Ontology annotation, cellular component: cytoplasm. The transcript has 4 exons. NCBI's taxonomy places the organism in Eukaryota, Metazoa, Chordata, Actinopteri, Pleuronectiformes, Soleidae. Bases 152 to 1759 code for a protein of 535 amino acids.
CUGUGUGAAUCUUGGGAACAAUCCGUGCCACGUGACGAUGUUUACUUUAAUGUGGCGAAAAUCGAGCAGCUCUCACUUUUGAUGCUGUCACCGGAAAUGUUUUCAAAGAUUUCACUGAUGAGCACAUGAACGUCCAGGCUCAGUGACAGAGAUGAGCGUCUCCAGGCAGACGGUCAGGGACCUGCUGACGGCCUACGAUCGCAGCCUGGAGCAGCAGAUCGUGAGCGGCGGCUCCAGCCUGGUGUGUCGAGACGAGGAGCUGUGGAAUCAGGUGGAGGAGCUGCUGAGGGACGGAGAUGCUCAGGAGACUCACUGUCUGGGUCUGGAUCCUCUGGCUGUGAUGGAGGAGUCGCUGAAGGCAGCUGCGGCGUCGACUGCAGGCAGCGGUGGAGGGAAGGUCCGAGCCAGAGGAGGACUCAGAAGCCUGGACAAAGCUUUUGAGGUUCUGGAGCAGGCGGCUCUGAACCUCUACCUCACUCCCUGGAGGGAAGAGUAUAAAGUCGUCAAGAUGUAUUCUGGUCCAUUCACUCAUUACAUCAAACCAGUGCUGUCGGUGCCACAGAUUGAGAAGCUCUUUGGUCUGUUGGGAUACCACAGCAGCUCGCCUCAGCACCAGCAGCAUUGUCUCCAGCUGCUCAGGAUCAGUCCGUCCUCUGUGGACGACCUCCUCCGCCUGUCGUGUGCCUUCUACCUGGCUCGGUGUGAGUGUCGCCUCCUGCAGGCAGCACUGGGGAAGCACGCCGGUGAGGCGCAGUGGGAGCUGAGGCUGGUGAGAGAGAGGCAGCGAGGACACGCCGUUCAGGUUGCCGUGGACAACGCCAUGAAGACACUGAGGGUGGACAGGCCACUGAUGCAGCCGUUUGACGGCGAGGCAGACGUGGAUCUGUACACGGACGAUCACGUUAACGGGGGACAGACGGAGGCGGCGGCCGGUGACAACAAAACCUGGCUGACGCAAAUGAGCGCGUCUCCCCCUGCUGGCAAAACACAUGGCGAAGAAAUGGCGUCCUCGUCCACGCCGCCGCCCGCCAGAGAGAGCGUCUGCGUCUCCACGUUUAACUGCCAGUUGAGCGCGGCGGCGCCCGCGGAGCCGGCACUGGGAUCCUCGGACGUCAAGAAGCAGAGCAGACGUUCCUGCGACAAACCCGACGCCGAACCACAGCCGAGUCGUCUGUCGUCGGAGACGGCGGGGCUCUGCGCGCACGACGCCGACGUGGACCGCCUCUGCAGCUGCCUCCAGUCUCCGCACGUUUACCUGCAGCGCUGCAUGGACUGUAAAUCUCUGCACAGCAUCACCUGCGCUCUGCUCCGCCUCUGCGAGAUGCAGAAGCACUGUGUGCUGUCUCUGCACGCGACCGCCGACGACGUGAAGGAAGUGGGAGCCUCCGCCGCGUCGCUGCAGAGCGAGAGUCUCGGUGUGAGCGACGUGAGGGGGGCGGCCCGUGACGACCCCGCCUCCGCGUCCCCUCCCCUCCGUGCCAUCACGUACCACGACUGCUGCGACCUGGCCCUGCUGGACCCUCAGCUCCUGUGUCGCAGCUGCGGCGUCUUCCACUGCGGCUCCUGCCGGGACGUGGACGUCUGUCAGCGGCACCACAGCGUCCAGCAGCUGGGCGUGUGCGUGUGCGGGAAGCCGUGUGCCAGGAAGCCGCUGGUUCUGUGCAGAUACUGUGGCAACGAGUUCUGUCGCGCGUGCUGGUACAGAAGUCCCGUGUUCUGCACGUGUGGCCAAACGUUCGACCAGUCGUCCUCCGUGUGACGGCGAGAGAGUGAAGUGCCUUCAUAUACUGACUCGUCCAGUCCAGUCCAGUCGCACCCAGAUGUUGCCUUGACUGCUCCACUUUUUCUAUUAGGAACAUUGUUACCACGGAGACUGUGGACACUGCCAUUUAAGGCCUUGUUCUCUGACUCCGCCCCCCUCAGACCCCCUUUUUUUAAAUGUUAAAAUUUGCCACAGAAACACACGAGCAGCACACGACGACGUUCACAGAAUACUCUGAAUCAAGUGCAGUGACAGGGAGAGGUCAGAGUGUGUUUGUGGCCGUCACACACACACUUUAGCAACAUCAACAAAAGCCUGCGACGUCUUCAGAAACACGUCCACGUCUUUAUCUCACUGUCGGACAGACGUUUGUAAACCGCUCACUC